Oncorhynchus mykiss (rainbow trout) is the source of this 2772-nucleotide messenger RNA. RefSeq names its product solute carrier family 2, facilitated glucose transporter member 9. Gene Ontology annotation, biological process: dehydroascorbic acid transport. Lineage: Eukaryota; Metazoa; Chordata; Actinopteri; Salmoniformes; Salmonidae. The record is from RefSeq and is a predicted model, not a curated record. Gene Ontology annotation, cellular component: plasma membrane. Gene Ontology annotation, molecular function: D-glucose transmembrane transporter activity.
AUGGAGAUGCCUGUGGUAUAAAAAGUAUUGUAGGAUAAACAUUCCUUUCUUUUAAAACCGCACCGCAAACCCGGGGGAGCAUUUAUUGAUGAGUUCAUAGAUGGCAGAGGAAGUAUUAUUAGCAGAAGAUGGGAAAUGUGUGGGGUCUCUCACCAAGUCGCUGCUGGCCGUGGCUUUCCUGGCCUCGUUCGGUAGCUCCAUGCUCUAUGGCUACAACCUGGCCGUCGUCAACUCUCCUGCAGAGUACAUCAAGGCAUUCUAUAACCAGACGAUGGUAGCAAGGAACGGGACGGGUCUGGACGACAAGACUCUUACGUUGUUCUACUCUGUCACCGUGUCUGUGUUUGCCAUCGGGGGCAUGGUGGGCAGCCUCAUGGUGGGCAUACUAGUCACCAGAUUUGGAAGGAAAGGCACCCUGGUGAGAAUCACAUGUCUGGUGUUUAUAGGUGGAGCCUUCAUGGGCUUCAGCAGGACCUUCGGCUCUCCAGAGAUGAUCAUUGUUGGACGCUUCAUCACAGGAGUACACUCAGGUAUCUCUCUGAGUGUGGUGCCAAUGUAUCUUGGGGAGAUAGCACCUAAGAACCUGCGAGGCUUCCUGGGCCUCGUGCCUAGCAUCUUUAUCUGUCUGGGAGUCUUCAUCGCUCAGAUCCUGGGGCUACAUGAACUACUGGGAAAGGAAGAGCACUGGCCCCUCUUCCUGUCUCUGGUGGUGAUCCCCACAAUGUUCCAGCUGAUGCUGUUGCCAUGGUUCCCAGAGAGCCCGCGGUACCUGCUCAUAGAGAAGAGGAAUGUCCACGCCACCAUCACAGCUCUGAAGUGGUACCGGUCCAAAGUGAACAUCCAGGCAGAGAUCGAGGAGAUGCAGGAGGAGCAGCGGUCCAUGUCCUCGGUCCAGACCGUGUCGGUCAUCGGUCUGCUGAAGGACCGGAGCGUCCGCUGGCAGGUCAUCACUAUAGUGGUGGUCAAUAUCGGCAUGCAGCUGUCCGGUAUCGACGCGAUCUGGUUCUACACCAACGCCAUCUUUAAGAACGCAGGUAUCCCAGUCCCUCAGAUCCAGUACACCACGGUUGGAACCGGAGCCAUCGAGGUUAUCGCUGGAUGCGUAGGGUGCUUCACCAUUGAACGGCUGGGCAGAAGACCUCUGAUGAUUGGUGGAUUCACCUUCAUGGGAAUUUGCUGUGCAGGGAUCACACUCUCCCUCAUGUUCCAGUCCCACUACAUCAGUGUUGCCUGUGUGGUGGGGAUCAUCGCUGGCUUCUGUAUAGGACCAGCUGGAGUGCCCUUCCUGAUUACAGCAGAGCUGUUUAAACAGUCCCAUCGUCCGGCUGCCUACACCGUGGCUGGAUGCCUCAACUGGCUGUCCAACUUCACCAUCGGCUUUGUCUUCCCCUUCCUACAGAUGUCGGCAGGGGCCUACUGCUACCUGGUGUUCUUUGGCGUGUGCACGGCAGUGGCGGCAUACGUCUUCUUCAUCGUCCCCGAGACCAAGAACAAGACAUUUGUGGAGAUCAGCCAGAUGUUCGCGGCCAGGAACGGCAUGCUGGAGGAGGAGAGCAGCGAACUGGGCGUCUUUAACAGCCUCAAACUCGGCAAGAUGAACGGCUAUGGUGCCGUCGAGCUGGAGUACGAAGUGAUAGAGAAUAAGAAGUAGAGAAGGGGAAAGGGAGAGAGAGAGAGACGUCAGUAGUCUUAAAGUGUCUCUUCAUCUGUACUGAUCUGAAAACACCCCACUGGGCACAGACGUCAGUUAAACGUCUAUUUUUGAUUUCCAUUUGGUUGAGUUGUCAACUAACGUGAAGUCAAUGUGAAAUCAACAUAAAAUGUCACCAUCAUAUUGGCUUUAGGUUAAAAGUUAGUUGAAGAAAAGCCAAAAUUCCCUUUUUGCAAAUCCAAAUCUGUUUUAAAGUUUUCUCAAUGGCGUAUAAGUUGAAUUAUGUCCAUAUUUAUGUAAAUGAAAAACAUUUUCGGACAGAAAUCUAUCUCCAUACCGUUCCAAAAUGUAACAUUUAUUGUCACCAGUUGUACAGUAACCUACAUUGACUCUAUGUGCUGUUUGGAAGUCAGCACAUCUACAACCAUUAGGUUUCACUCUCCUCUCGGUUAUACGUGCCUCUCUCUCCGUGAAUCACGCUGAAUGUCUUUUCUCAAUCUGGCUGAAAACCUUUCCCGACAAUGUACAGUACAGAGAGAAUGUAUUUAUUUAAUGACACAGCAACAGUAUCACGAUAUGAAUGCAGUGUCUGACUUGACCAUUUUCCUGAUCACUGGUUUUGACAGAAAAUGAGGUCAGAACACGUCACGUGAAUGGUAUAGUUUUAGAAACCCUUUCAGGUCUUAUAAUGCCUUAACAACAUAUCCAUAGCACAUUAUAAGGUGCUAUGAUCCCUUAUAAGGCUUCAUAAGAAGGUGCUCCAAGUGUUACAGUGUCUUUGAUCAUGUUUACCUUGCUUAGCUGAAGAGAGAACCAAUAACUUGAGUUUGCUUGUUUAUGUUUUUUUCCUUCUCUCUUUUGCGUAAGAGAGUUUGUAAAUGUGGCUACUGUAGUAGUCAUUUCAUAUUCCGAGGCAAAAUAAGUUAAAUAUUGUACGUUAUAUCGUACAUGUUAAACAGAUAUGCACAAGAAAGUGUGUAGGAGGAUAUAUACAGUACACACUGAGUGUACAAAACAUGAGGAACACCUUCCUAAUAUUGAGUUGCACCCCCUUUUGCCAUCAGAACAGCCUCAUAGUUGGGGCAUGGACUCUACAAGGUGUCGAAAGCGUUCCACAUGGA